Aspergillus versicolor CBS 583.65 is the source of this 2330-nucleotide messenger RNA. RefSeq names its product acyl-CoA carboxylase subunit beta. The transcript is spliced from 3 exons. The coding region runs from base 282 to 1961 and encodes 559 amino acids. Lineage: Eukaryota; Fungi; Ascomycota; Eurotiomycetes; Eurotiales; Aspergillaceae. Gene Ontology annotation, molecular function: propionyl-CoA carboxylase activity. The record is from RefSeq and is a predicted model, not a curated record.
UCUUGGAAGAGAGCCACACCUAUUUGCGACUAGCAAUCGCUGGAUCUGACGUGCGGCUGACAUGCUUAUACUGAAUAUGUGAAGAUACUAUGGAGAUUGACGUUUUCCGGGGUAUUCGAGUUGGUAAUGUAUGGUGUAUGUUGUCUCUCCGACAACGUAACCCUCGGUCCUCGGUCUUCGUGCUUACCCCUCAUGAGGAGGAAAUUGAUAGGCGAGCUGUUACAUGACAGCACCAUCUACUUGAUCUACUUUAUUGUAUUGAGACAUCAUAAUAUUUGAAGAUGCCAGACGAUAAAAAUCCCGGCACGUCAGCGACGAAGCGGCUGCGCCAAGUGUCAUCGCAUCUAAAUCUCCCUGCAGAUUAUGCUGACGUGCGUGAGCAAAUCAAGACGCUCCAAUCGAUCGCUGCAACACCAGAUCCGUCCCGUCGGGGCUACGUCCGACAAAAACAAGCUGGUAAAUUAUGGGUACGCGAACGACUUGAACAGGUUCUAGAUGCGGGCAGUUUCGAGGAAAUCGGAUCGUUGUCUGGAACGGUAGAAUGGAAGAAAACCGGACCCAUGAGGGAGAAACCAGUUUCUUUUGUCCCGAGCAAUAAUGUCCAGGGGAUGGGGAAACUUCGCGGUAGACGUGUGCUAUUGACAGCGGACGAUUUCUCUCUACGCAGUGGCCAUGCAGACGGCGCAUCGGCAGGGAAGACGAUCUACCUAGAGAAACUAGCGGUAGCGCUCAAAAUACCUGUGGUUAAACUGGUCGAUGGCAGUUCUGGUGGGGGUAGUGUCACGACGAUUCGAACAGAAGGCUGGAGCUAUCUUCCCUACGUGCCGAUGUUUCACCAUGUCAUCCAGCAAUUGAACGAUGGCAUUCCGAACGUCGGUGCGAUCCUGGGUCCUGCGAUCGGACUUGGAGCUGCCCGUGUCACUUCGUGCCAUUUCUCGGUGAUGGCCGCUGAUGUAGGUGCCCUAUUUAACGCCGGUCCAGAGGUAGUAAAGGGUGCUACCUUCGAAGACGGUCUAGGCUUUCAAGACCUGGGUGGACCUGCGAUUCACUGCACCAACGGGACCAUUGACAACAUGGCCGCCAAUGAAGCCGAAUGUUUCGAGCAGCUUCGAACAGUGCUGAGCUACCUCCCUAACUGUGGUCGAUACAAUGCACCGCCAGUAGUUCCCUGCAAUGACCCAGUGGAUCGGGAAGACGAAUCGCUACGUCGAAUUAUUCCCCGCAAGCAAACCCGGAUGUACAAUCCCUGGACAAUCAUCAAAAGCGUUGUCGACCAUGACUCGUUCUUCGAAAUUGGGUCUCUCUGGGGCCGCACUGCUAUAUCAGGAUUGGCUCGUCUCGGCGGACGUCCCGUGGGAAUCAUAUCGCUAAACUGUGAAGUAAACAGUGGUGCCCUAGACGCAGCAGGGAGUCAGAAGCUUGCUCGCUUAUUGAAGUUGUGCGACGUAAUGAACCUUCCGGUCUUGCAAUUCGUUGACGUCCCGGGCUAUGCCAUCGGAACAGUAGCCGAGCGAACCGCAACAAUGCGAUGGGGUAUCGAACUAGCAAAGGCCUAUUUCGGUACUACAAUACCUAUAUUCAGUGUGAUAACCAGGCGCGCAUACGGUGUUGCUGGAGGCGUCAUGCUAGGGGCACGAGAUCCCCAUAUCCAAGUCGCGUGGCCGUCCGGACAAUGGGGGUCACUACCUCUAGAGGGUGGUAUUGAGGUCGGACACCGGCAUGAACUGCGUGAGGCAGAAAAGCAGGGUAGGAAGGAAGAGCGGUAUCAGGAGUUAGAAGAGGAGUACCGCCGGUUGAUGAACCCUGUUCGAACGGCGAAUGCGUUUGGUGUUGAGGAAAUUAUUGACCCGAAGGACACCCGGAGCGUAGUUUGUGGGUGGGCGAAGCAUGUUUAUAAGACGCUGAUGCCGAUUAGACUUACGGAUCGGGCGUCUGGGAGGAUUCAUCCUUCAUUUAGCUGAUUGAGGAUGGUUUGAACGUCGGGAGAAGCGCAUUCUAUACCAUGGAAAGCAUAUAGCAGGUAGCAAAUUAGUAUUCUUGAACUAUAUACCUACUCAGACAAGGCAUUUCUCUCCGUUAAUAUAAAUAUCAAAACCUAUAUUACUCCGCGCCAAUCACACAGAGUCCAUCUUGUCAAUUAUUUUAGAUAUAUUAAAGAGUGGAGCGCCGUCAGCCCUGAAUCUGGGUGUCGUUCAUUUAACCGAAAUGAUGGCUUGGCAGCGUUUUGGCUAUUGAUAAACUGGAUGUACCCAGUCUCAGGAUCAAGAUUAUUAUUCCUGCAGAGAUGACGGCAUUCACGGUCGUCAAUGGCCAGAUCUAUACCCCAGGCU